Messenger RNA from Scylla paramamosain (green mud crab), 795 nucleotides. RefSeq lists its product as uncharacterized. Lineage: Eukaryota; Metazoa; Arthropoda; Malacostraca; Decapoda; Portunidae. The record is from RefSeq and is a predicted model, not a curated record. Bases 1 to 795 code for a protein of 264 amino acids. Gene Ontology annotation, biological process: DNA integration. Gene Ontology annotation, molecular function: nucleic acid binding. The transcript has a single exon.
AUGGCUGAGCUUUCCCAAUACAUCUCUGACUUUGGCCGGCCACUCUCCAUCCUGUGUGACAAUGCCUUGGAGUUCACGGGACGAGAACUAAGAACCUGGGCUGGUCUUCAUGGGAUAGAACUGCUCUACACCACUCCCUAUCACCCCCAGUCAAACGGACUCAUCGAGAGAAUGCACCGGACCCUGAAGACCGUGCUGUCCCAAAUGUGCAAGGGUUACCCUUUAAGGUGGCCUGCCCUUCUCAGUGAAUGUCAGUCACACAUGAAUCUGGCAGUACAUAGCAGCACGGGGGUCUCUCCAUAUGUAGCAUUCUUCGCAAGACAGCCACCUCGUUUGGUCACGGCGCCUCUCCUGACGGUGCAGUCUGAAGAUAGUGACGUUCAGCAACUUAAGCGCAUGAUUAAAGACGCUAGUGUGACGUCACAGAGGAGGUACCGUGCAGUGGCGAACAGAAAACGACGUGAUGAAAAGGUCUCAGUUGGGUCCUUGGUGUGGGUGAAAUCAGAAACUCCGUUGCCUGGUACCUCUACCAAAUUGAAUGCUAAGUGGAAAGGACCAUAUCGAGUGAGUGAGGUAAUCAGGGACGGUCAACUGUAUGUAGUGGAGGACCCCUAUUCUGGGAAGUUAGUACAAAGAGCAGCAGAAAAGGUGAAACCGUAUGUGAGCCGGAGUGAAAUUAUUCCGGAGUUGGAGGAGAACUAUUCAGACGGAUGUGUUGAGGAGGAGGAGGAGGAGGAUCAAGACCUCCCUCCACGCCGCCGUCGACCUCCCAGACGUCUUAUUGAGGAGUGCUAA